This is a messenger RNA of Pecten maximus, 6105 nucleotides long. RefSeq names its product tax1-binding protein 1 homolog B-like. The coding region runs from base 144 to 2858 and encodes 904 amino acids. The record is from RefSeq and is a predicted model, not a curated record. The transcript is spliced from 17 exons. Lineage: Eukaryota; Metazoa; Mollusca; Bivalvia; Pectinida; Pectinidae.
AUAUCUUAUACACAUAGAUCUACGUCAUACACCAAAAUAAACACAGACUAUUUCGUAGGAAAUAUCAAAGUGCCUGACUUGGCAUAUUGGCGUGACAAUAUCGAAAGAAACGACACCAUUACAUUUGAAUGUUCUGAAACAACAUGGAAUCUGAAGUGAUGAAUGACCCUAUAGACAGUAAAAGCGAAGAAAAACAGGAACAGUCUCGUACAGAGUUCGCCAUGGUGAUCUUCCACAACAUUCCGGAAACGUACCCGGCUGAUGCCCACAUACAGUGUACCUAUACCAUCAGCUCAGAUCUGGUGCCCACAAGUUAUGACUGGGUGGGUCUGUACAAAGUUGGCUGGAUGAGCACCAAAGACUAUCACUACUACGAGUGGGCAGUUGUACCAAAGGCCUAUGAGAUCGGCAAAGAAGCUGACAGUGCUGUUCUAUUUCCAGCACACAAGAUGCCUAAUGAUGAUGGAGAAUUCUACCAGUUUUGUUACGUGACCAGUUCUGGACAAAUCAGGGGAGCAAGUACACCAUUCCAGUUUAAAAAGCCGAGUGCGGACGACUACAUUGAAGUGGAAGAUAAUGACAUGUUGAUCAUCAGAUCAAAGUCUGUCGUACUGGAGGAACGACUUAAACUGAUGGAAGAAGAAAAGGCUCGACUUGAACAGCUGCAGGAAGAAAUGGGAAAGGAGACCGAUGGACUGAUACAGAAGUUAUCCAGCAUGGAUAAACAGCUCCUGGAUGCCCAGAACGAGUGUCACCAUCUGGAAGACAGAGUCCAGACUGGGGAGACUUAUAUUAGUCAGCUUAACCAGGAAGCCCAUGACAUGAAUAUUGUUCGUGAGGAGCUACAAACUCGUCUGGAUACUCAGAACCAUGAGAGUGAGGAGAAGGAGAGACGUAUUUCCCGACUCAACGACGAAAUCUCUGAACUCAAGGCUGAGAUACGUAAAUUACAGAAUGAAAAGGACAAGUUUGAGGGUGAAAUGAGAGUGCUGACUGGACAGAUAGAGCUGUAUAAGAAUCAUUUUGCCAAGUCCGAGAUAUCUCAUAAAGAACAUAACGAGAAGCUGGAGAUGUUGACCAAAGAUGUCGCCGAGAAAGAAAGUGUUAUCAUUAUGCUAAGGAGUCGGGUUGAUGGACUAAAUCAGGAAAUACAGGACAAAGCCAUGCAUGUUGAGAAGCAUGUCACCAGCUCCAGAGAGGAUCAGGAUCAUAUUGAGGACCUUACAGAACGUCUGAAGAACACGGAGAAUAAACUUGAAGCAGCCGAGAACACAAAGAAACUCAUGGCAGAGGAAAUGAGAUCAUAUGAAGAGACAAAGGAAAAGAUGUCAUCGGACUUGGAGAAGUCGGAGAGCACUUGCUAUGUCUUGAAGCAGGAACAAGAGAGACUGAUGCGAGAGUCCAAUCGCUUGGCCAGCGACGUGGAAGCUAUCAACAGUGAGCUGGAGUCUGUGAAAAAGGAGAAGGCCAAAGUGGAAAUGGAGAAUGCAGCUUUGAAUGAUCAGCUGGGAAAGACCAGUGAUAUGACUGAUAGUUCACUCAGCUCCCUACACUGUCUACAGAUGGCACAGAAAACUCUGAAGGAGCGAUACUCUAGGAUAGAACAAAGCCAUGGCCAACUUAACACAGAAAUCGCCAAAAAAGCUAAAGAAUACAAGCAAAAUAUCAAGGAACUUGUACGUGAAAAUGAAGACCUCAAAGAAAGACUGAACAUGAGUUCAGCCGAGUACAAGGCAUUGUACAUUGAAAACAAGAAACUUCAGAAGAAACUCGGGAAAAUGACAGAAAAAAAGAGGACAAAGAAGUUGGAGAGAAGUAUAUCUGAGAGUUCGGUGUCCAGCGAGACCUUUGUGAGGGAAACACCUGUAAAGUCGGCCUCAAACGAUUCCAAAAUGGAUGUAGAGACUUCCAGUCAGUUGGAGAUGGAUCUUGAAACCAUGGGAGAGGAGCUGAGAAAACGCCAGGAGAAGAAAUUAAAGUAUAAAAACCUGUACAUAGAGGAAAAAGCUAAGACAGAAAGUCUGCGGAAACAUUUCCAUGAAGAAAUGCACAAGAAGGACGAGGAGACAAAUCGUCUUCGUAUACGCAUUGAAGAGGCUUCAUCAGCAAAUGAGAUUCGGGUUCGAUCUCUGGAAAAAUAUGUGUCGGAAAAAGAAAGGAAAAUUGCUGAGCUGGAAGGGAAAUUGCGGGAUGCUAACAUUCAUUGUGAUGGACCCAUCUGUCCCCCAGAACCAGAUGUUCUCAAAGCAUAUCACAUGCCUUCCCAGGGUUCUGUAGCAAGGCUGCCUCCUAACAUGGUCUACCCCCCUGGGACUGUGCCGAUGUGCUUUCCACUAGUUUACCCCCACACUACCCGUCAGCCCUAUGUCGCUGGAGUUCCUCCGCCACAGCUUCCCUGCAAGGAGCACAGACCGUUGGAGCGUCUGAGAUAUCCUCAGUCCACUCUCAGCCCCCUGCAGUCCCAGACUGCUGGAAAUCUGUCCAACCCAAUCAAACCACUUCCAGCCCCGCUGGUGCCGGAACGCCUCCACACAGCCAAGAUGGCAGCAGUCAUGCCUACCAAUGGUGAAUUUAUGGCUGAUCUUGAGACAGACACUGUCAUUCCCUCAGCGCCACCUGCCUCUGGUCCGCCAGAGGAAAAAUUUGAGGACGCUAUUGGAGAAGCCAUGAAGAUUUGCCCCGUCUGUAAUGAAUCCUUCUCGGCAGAUAUUGAUGAUAAGAACUUCGAUGAUCAUGUUUUGGGACAUGUUGGCAAAAUUUGUCCGAUCUGCCACAAGCUGGUGGAGAACGUAAAUGACAACGAAUUUCAGUACCACGUCAACAAACAUCUGGAGGACCAGGAGCAAGAGACUGUAUAAAUCAACAGAUCCGCAGUUGUGAUCAUGAAACUGUCGUAAAAUAUUGUCACGUUAUCAAACCAUAGAGUGUACAGAAUUUAUAGCUUCAUUUUUUUUUGUCCUUGUUGAUAACAAAAUUCAAAGACUUGAUUAAGAUAUAUGGAAUUGAAUGACAUAAUGGAAUUUUAUUUUCGUGGACAGAUCCUCAUUUUUGUGGGGAAAUAGUACACUAGUUUAUGGUUUAUGUUACUGAGUGAUUUGAUUUUGAUUUACUUUUUUGUGUGUACCAUUACAUUAUCUUUUUCUUGCCUAUUUCUACUAGGGCCUUUAACAGGGGUCUGCAGGUUCCUAUGUACACAUGAACUUCUUGUGGAAACAUCUGCUUUUUGCAGCUCAAAGCGAGAGCUGAUUAUUUCAUUUCUAUUUGUAUUUAUCUAUGAAAAAUUAAAUUAGUUUCAGAUAUAAAUCUUGUUUUACUAUUUAGUAAUUCACAAUAAUUGUCAGAGAAGAUUAUCUUUGGACCAAUUUGACAUGUGACCUUUGUUGACUAAUAUGAUUUUGUGUUGAAAUUAGUGCUAUAAAAAGCCUUUUUAAUUGUUAAUAUUUUUUCAAUGUUUUGUAUAGUUUACAUUGUUAAAAUAUGUGCUAAUUCAAUAAAUUACACUUAUUGAUGUGAUGAUUGUGACCAUGGCGACCGAUUAAUAUUUAAUGACCUUAUAAGUUUCAGUUGUAAACCCUAUCCAUGUGCACAUUAAUUUUUAGAGUUAUGGCCCUUUCUCAUUCAGCUGCACAUUGUCUGCUCAUUAUCUUUCAGUAAUUAUAGAUGAAUUGCCAUCAAAGCAGGGAAAAAAAUGAUACAGAGGAAAGCUCAUGAUAUAUUUGGUAACCAGUAUAAUCGAAUCCAUCAUUUUUGAAGCCAUGAAUUUGGCUGUACAGUGUCAGUGCUAUAUUUUGUAAUUAUGGACAGGUGAAAUUUAAACUUUACCAGAAGCAUGUAAUGUAUUCCACUCAUUCAUAAAAUUAUGUGAUUUUUUUAAAAUUCCUGCAACACAAUGUGUAACAUCUAUUUCUUAAUUAUAUUCUAUUCAUUACUGUACCAGUUGUACAAACAGAUGUUCACUCAAUAUGUGAGAAGCAUACCAGUGCUAUAUACUACUUCUUGACCUAUGAAGCACAGAACUGAGUUUUUCUAACACCAGGGCCCUGUUGUUAUGAGGACAAACCAGUUUGUCUGUUUUUAAAUGAACCUGCAGAUGUUUAUCCAGGCCUUGAAAGUCUUUUUCAAGGCUCAUCGAAAAACAACAGAAAAUGACCAGGUCUGUAUUUAUUUCAUAAACAAACAAUUCUGGUCCGACUGACAAAAACGGCCAUGGUCAGGUUAUAAAGAUUUUACCAUAUUUAUCCUGAGAUAAGCCCUGUUGCCCAUCACGUAAUGGCUGACAAAGUAUGGGCUUAUUAGACACCGAAAAUGUGCUCGUUAGCAUUUGUACUGAACUGAUAUUGAUACAGACAGGGCGUAUUUCUGGUAAGUUGUGCGAUUGACAUAACAAGAUUCUGGGUUCUUAUUUUUUAAAUGUAUGAUUGCAUUUGAUUUAUGUUUUACAGCAUACAAAAUUUUUAUUUUUGUAUGCUAUAUAUUACGCUUGCGUUAGAAAUAAUAUUUAGCUUCUCUCAGUUCAGGUACAUUUCCCAUUUUGUGACUUCACAGUUUUGUCUUCACAUUUUGUAUCUUUAAUUUGCACAGGCUUUUCAUGGAUCCUUUGAAAUAACUUUUUCCCCCGAAUGCUAAAAUGACCACCGGUAAAACAUUUUAACAAUCAUUGAAUCUCUGCAUUCAAUUUGAUCUUUAACUCACCUGCAUGUAUAUUUGCAGUAACUAAAGGUUGUCCCCCACUAGCCCGAUCUAUAAGUAUUUUAACUAAAUUUGGUAUGAGAAGUAUAAUCCUUGUGACAACCAGUUUUGUAAGAUAAUGUUUAACAACAUAUUCAAACAAAGAGUUGUAAAGUGAGGAUAUUCAAUCUGUCUUCAAAUUUGUUUCAGUAAAUUUGACCUUCAACCUUUACAGUGGUGAGAUGCAUUUUAACCUGAGCAAGACAGUCCAAGUGAGCCUUUUGUAUUAGAUAUGUAAUCAUUAGUCACUAUUCUGGUAGAUUCUGUGAAAUCAAUAUUAGUUGUUGCUACCCUUUUUGUGUACUACCAAUGUAGUUUUGUGUUGUUAAUCUCCUGUGUGGUUUAAUGCUGGAGAUUAUUUUUAUUCCAGAAAUCAGAAUGUGACUAAUCAUCUGAAAUUUAAGGAUAAUCCGGAAAUAGUUUUACUGGUUUCACUUUACAGGGAAAUCGAGACAAAAUCAGAAAUCACUAAUUCUGAGAAAAAAAAAUCAGAAUGUUUAAAAUCUGUUAAAUGCAGACUGUACAUAAUACCAGAAAUUCAUGUUUUUAUUUUAUUUAGAAAAACCUGUAGAUUUUCGUUUGUUUGUCCAUAUUCAUCUUUGGAGGGAUAUUCCUAGCUAUUCAUGAAUUCUUUUCACUUAACUGUAAAGUCCAUACAUUUCUUAGUAUCACAGAUGACGAAUUGAUACCAAACAUUUAUCAGUCAAAGUGGCCGAGGUAAUUUGUUUUUAAUGUUUGUUGCUGGAUAAGUAGACAGUUCUGUCCAGAGUUUUAGGGUCAAGGUCACUUUCGAAGUGCAGUAUGGAGUAUUGCAGAAAUACUGCAAAUGGUUAGAUAAAGGGGCAGGUCCGUGUCCAAACUGGACAGUGAUACAGAUGGUCAAAUCACAGGGACAUGUCACAAAUUUCCAACACAAGGUCCAUAUAUAUACAUACUGUAUGGGGCAUGGGCUGGGAUUUUGUAACAAGUCCCUGUGGUAAAAGCUAUACGAUGACUAUUAUGUUUAACAAAUCAGUGGUAUUACACAGAAACAGAAAAUACACAUGGUUGGUCCUCUACUGGAUCAAGAUGGUUCAAGCUAUGUUACAUUGUAAGACGUAAACAGUGAUAUGUAUAAUACAAUGUUACAUUGUAAGGUGUAAAAUAACAGUGAUCUGACUGAGGGAGAGUAAUACAGUGAUAUUAUACUUUUAAGCGUAUUGGAGAAAAGUGCAGGGUUUGCAUAUGAAGCUGGUUAAUAGUUUGUCUUUCGAGAAUCAUGAAAAUGUUUGUAACAAGAUUUGUAUGUAAUUUUGUGUACUGGCCAUUCAUUGUGUCAUUUAUAACUGUGAUAAUUCCUGUGAAGUAUAUAAUAAAAUACUGUAAUAGAAUCCUUUA